Megalobrama amblycephala (Wuchang bream) is the source of this 1246-nucleotide messenger RNA. RefSeq names its product olfactory receptor 2A12-like. Gene Ontology annotation, molecular function: G protein-coupled receptor activity; olfactory receptor activity. Gene Ontology annotation, cellular component: membrane. The transcript has a single exon. Bases 222 to 1139 code for a protein of 305 amino acids. The record is from RefSeq and is a predicted model, not a curated record. Gene Ontology annotation, biological process: G protein-coupled receptor signaling pathway. Lineage: Eukaryota; Metazoa; Chordata; Actinopteri; Cypriniformes; Xenocyprididae.
UCUUUAACGCCUCCAUUUCAUGAUUUUCAACAUGCAAGGUAACAACUCAACAGCAAUGAGCAAUUCAUUAGUGUUAGGACUAAUUGUGUUCAAAGAGAAUGUAUUUCAUUUUUGAUGUCAUAUUUUAAACAAGAUCAUUGCUGUUAGUGCUGUUCAGUGACUUGUGGUCACAUCAAAUCACCAUGAUUUUUGUAUAGGGACAAAUUUUUGGAUUAACAUAAAUGGACAACAAGACCACAGUCUACACCCUGAUGGAACCAAAAGGCUCCAAAUCAUAUCGGCAUAUAUAUUUCACAUGCUUUUUGGUUAUUUAUUCUUUGAUACUGUUUUUGAACAUUUGGCUCAGUGUAGUCAUUAUUUUGGAGAGAGUCCUUCAUGAACCAAUGUACAUUUUUCUGUGCAAUCUAUGUGUAAAUUAUUUGUAUGGAGCAACAGGAUUUUAUCCUAAAUUCCUGCAUGACUUAAUACUGGAUUUAUAUGUGAUUCCUUCUUUUAUGUGCAUGCUCCAAGCUUUUGUGAUCUACAGUUCAGCUAUGUGUGAGUGUACUACAUUAGCAGUGAUGGCAUAUGACAGACAUGUGGCCAUAUGCCAACCUUUAGACUAUCACUCAAAGAUGAACAAAAAUACAUGUGGCAUGUUACUCUUAUUCUGUUGGACUGUACCAUUUAUUUCUAUGUUCAUUGGAGUCAUGUUGUUAAACAGGUUGGCAGUGUGUAAAUAUCAUAUCGACAAAUUAUACUGCGACAGCUGGUCAAUGGUAAAGCUCUCAUGUGAAUCAGUUGUUAUCAAUAACACCAUGGCACUGGUUAUCUUAUUAUUUUAUAUUUGUCUUACUGCUUUAAUUAUUGUGUCUUAUAUUAAACUUAUUGUAGCAUGUAAAUCAUCAUUAGAAAACAGAAGGAAAUUUUGGCAGACAUGUGUUCCACAUAUAUUUUCAUUGAUAAAUUGUAGUUUUACUGUGUUUUUUGAUGCAAUGGCUAACAGAUAUGGCUCAAGCGAUGCCCCAGAGAACAUGUAUGUUGUUUUUGGCUUACUGAUGAUUAUUGUGCCACCUUUAUUCAAUCCUUUAAUCUAUGUCUUAAAACUCAAAGAAGUUCGUAAAAGAAGUGUAAAAUCAUGUAUAAAUAUCAUUAAAUAAAGAAUUAUACAUUGUCCUGUUUGCUAUAUUAUAUACAAACAUACUGACUGACAUGCCUUAUAUGCACAGGUGGUUAGUUCACACAAAAAGGAAAAUUCUGUCAUUUA